Messenger RNA from Haliotis rufescens (red abalone), 1473 nucleotides. RefSeq lists its product as uncharacterized. The record is from RefSeq and is a predicted model, not a curated record. The transcript is spliced from 5 exons. The coding region runs from base 72 to 680 and encodes 202 amino acids. Lineage: Eukaryota; Metazoa; Mollusca; Gastropoda; Lepetellida; Haliotidae.
AACUUUUUUAGCACGAGAGUGGAAAUUUUAGGUGCAUUAUUUACAGUUUGUAUUCUUUGACAUUUAAAAUUAUGAUAUUGAGUAGAGUUAGGCUUAGUAAAUGUUUUCUGAAUGUGGCACGUCAAAUAAGCAUCAGAACAAAGUCAACAAUGCCAGUCAACGUUGAGAUCAAGGCUUACAUCUCUGACAUCCAAGCUCUGCGAAAAACUGCAGAGAAACUGAGUGAUGCUGGUUGUACCACGCUGAAACAGGAGGACACGUUCUUCGUCACACCUGCUGGUCGGCUGAAGCUGCGCCAGAGUCAGGAUGCUAAGGCCCAGCUGAUCUACUACAAACGCAGCGAUCAAACCGGACCAAAGGUCUCCAACUAUCAUGUCAGUGUCACUGACGAUGCAGAAAACCUGAAGAUGACGCUAGAGAUGGCAUAUGGUAUCAAGGGAAGUGUGAAGAAGACGCGUUAUCUGUACAUGGUGGGUCAGACGAGGGUUCACGUGGACAGUGUCGAGGGUCUUGGAGACUUCAUGGAGUUAGAGGUUCAGAUGAAGCCUGGACAGGCUUUGGACGAAGGCCAGGAGAUCGCCAAUGACCUCAUGACCAAGCUAGGGAUUAAGGAGAGUGAUCUCAUAGAAGUAGCAUACAUGGAUCUCAUUCUCGAAAAGCAAACCUCAAAUGGGAACUGAAUCAUUUCUAGAUGAUCACACAUUUUCUUUGCCUUAGUAGGAGAACCUGUGCAUGUCAAGACAAUGUUUUUGUGGCCAGGGUUAUUUCUUAGUAGUGCUGGGACGAUACACCAAUGCAUCGGUGGAUCGCAAUUUUAUACUUCUCGAUACAAGUAUCAAUCACAGUCGCACACGAAGUAAAAAAAAUCGAUUCUGACCUUAAAUGUUUGCUUUAAUAACUAAACACUAAUUAACAGUUCCACUUAACACUAAUCAGUUGUGCAAGUUAAUAGUAAAAACAUGCAUAUUUUCAUUUGUUGUGCCAUACUUGACACUGCCAACUGUAAAUCAUCAGUGUGCCAGGUAUUAGACCACCCUGUCUAUGAAAAAGAUGGCUUACACACCACAGACAAGAGCGCAUGCUUGUGAGUAAGGUAUCGUGAUACGUAUUGGAUCGCACAGUUGGUGUAUCGUUCCAGCCCUAUUUCUUAGUGCUAUUUUUUUGUACUUAUGGUAACAGGAACUCUUUAACAUUGAUUAAGUUGAUCAAAUAUUUGUUCUUUAGGCCACAUUUUUUAAAUUUUAUGUUUCACGGGUUUAUUCCAUCUUUUCCACACGAGGUCGGUUAAAAUAUAGCUAAAAGUAAAUGUCAAUCAUAUAUUUAUUCACAUGAAACUCAUUCUGCCUUGAAAUUAAAACUGCAGCUGGCCUCUUGAAUCACUGAUGGUGAUGUAGACACAGAAUUUAUAUAUAUCUUGUAUUGUAUAAGUGGGUCUAUAUUACUUGCAGAACACAAUAAAAAUAAAUAUUUUUA